UCCUACCCCCUCUGUCCACCCCCUCCCUCUCUUUCUCCUCUUGGGGUUGUAAAUAAGCUUGGAUUGUGUACAUCCCUGAGGAGUCCUCCCUCAUCUGCACUUCCUCACUGCUGCAACCCUUGCUGACUCCCCUGCCCACCCAAACUCCACUGCUUAUGCUGCUUAAGAGGGCCAAGGAGAUGCUCAGAUGAUCCAUUGGUUUAUUCUGAGCCCACAUCGUCUGCACUUCCCUAGACAGGGAAGAGUAACUAGUGCAAGUGUGAGAAAACCCUUGGAGGGAGCUGUGAGCACCCUGUGAGGCCCGCCCGCCAAGCCUGGCAGAAAGCUUGGCUUGUCCCUUUCCUCCUGUAGCCCCUGAGAUGCCCUCCCCUCUAAAUGAUGGAGAGGAUCAAGGAGCGUCCCCCGUGAACAGGCCAUCUGUGGGCCCUUAUCAGAGCAGCGGGAAGAGGAAGGUGCACACCAAAAAGAAGAAAGGCACCAUCACUGCCAACGUUGUUGGCACCAAAUACGAGAUUGUUCGAAUUGCCAUCAAUGAAAUGGACUUCAUCAAGACACGUGAUGAUGAUGAGACUGCCAACCUCAUCUGGAAUGACUCAGCUGUGCAACAUGAGAAAAUCGCUGAGCUCAGGAACUAUCAGAGAAUUAACCAUUUCCCUGGCAUGGGCGAAAUCUGCCGGAAAGACUGCCUUGCAAGAAACAUGUCCAAAAUGAUCAAGUGCCAGCCUCAAGAGUACAGCUUCAUACCCAAAACCUGGAUCUUCCCUGCUGAGUACACUCAGUUCCAGAACUAUGUGAAAGAGCUACGCAGGAAACGCAAGCAGAAGACCUUCAUUGUUAAGCCUGCCAAUGGCGCUAUGGGUCAUGGGAUCUCGCUUAUCCGUAACUGUGAGAAGCUGCCAGCCCAGGAGCACUUAAUCGUUCAGGAGUACUUGGAGAAGCCCUUUCUCAUGGAGGGCUAUAAGUUUGACCUACGCAUCUACAUCCUGGUCACUUCCUGUGAUCCACUUCGUAUUUUCCUUUACAAUGACGGCCUGGUACGCAUGGGCACAGAGAAGUACCAUGCGCCCAGCGAGGCUAACCUGAGCCAGCUCUACAUGCAUCUGACAAACUAUUCAGUCAACAAACACAACGAGAACUUUGAGCGAGACGAGACAGUGGACAAAGGCAGUAAGAGGUCUAUCAGUUGGUUCACCGAGUUCCUCCGCGUCAACGACUAUGACGUGGCCAAGUUGUGGGGCGAUAUCUCAGAGCUGGUGGUGAAAACACUGAUAGUGGCCGAGCCCCACGUGCUGCACGCCUACCGCAUGUGCCGCCCUGGCCAGCCACCAGGGAGCGACAGUGUCUGCUUUGAGGUGCUGGGCUUUGAUAUCAUCCUGGACCGCAAACUGAAACCCUGGCUACUGGAGAUCAAUCGAGCUCCGAGCUUUGGGACCGACCAGAAGAUUGAUUACGAUGUGAAGAAAGGGGUGCUGCUCAAUGCUCUCAAACUCCUGAACAUUCGGGCCAGUGAUAAGAAACGCAACCUGGCUCAACAAAAGGCAGAGGCUCAGAGACGGUUGUAUGGACAUGGCUCCAUAAAGAAACUUUCAGCAGCUUCCUCAGACUGGGAGAAACAGCGUCACACACUGGAACGAAGGAAAGAAGAGCUGAAAGAGCGGCUUGCACAAGUUCGCAAGCAGAUUUCCAGGGAGGAGCAUGAAAAGCAACAUCUGGGAAACUACAGACGUAUUUACCCCCCAGACGACAAGCUGCUGUUGGAAAAGUAUGAAAGCCUGCUCUCGGCCGCCUUUCAGACCUUCCUCGCUGGGCGAGCUGCCUCACUUCAAAAGGAAAUGAAUAAUCCUCUAAAACGAAUGAAGGAGGAAGACAUACUAGAUCUAUUGGAGCAAUGUGAAUUGGACGAUGAGAAGCUGAUGGGCAAAUCCUCCCGGCAACGAGGGCCGAAGCCCUUGACUGCCAUGCCAGAAUGCAGCCAGACGCCAAGACGUCAACGACCAGACUACCUAGCUGAGUUCACCAGCGGCAGCAGUGCCGAUAAUUCCUGCUCCUCAUCAGAUGAAGAGGAGGAUGAUGGGAGAAAGGCAGGAGGAGGAAGAAGUGGAGAGAAGAGAGGGGAGAAGAAAGUUUCCUAUGAUCUUAGUGAAAGCAAGGAGAAGAACUUGGCUGAGCGCUCAGGUCGCAUCCAUUGGAAACCUCCAAUCAAGUCACUGAAAAUCAGCACUGCCCCGUCUGCGUCACCAACGCUUUCUGGUCCAAUCAGACGCUCCAUUUCCUGCCCUCGCUCUAUUGCAUCCCUUUCGUCACCCAUUGAGAUGCGAGCAUUGUCCACCAGGCCCUCUCCUACAGUUCCCAUGGCCACACCUCUUGUCAGGCCGAGCUCAGCUACGCUUCGCUCUCAUUCACUGAGUCGCAGCGGCUCCGCCCAUCGUGUGCCUCACAGCAACAGCCUGGGAACCAUCCACUCUAACAUAGGUGAUCCGCUGAUUAACCUGAGGAGCAAAGAGCAGGAGGCUGAGCUGGUGCGUCAGACCCUGGCAGUGCUCACCGCCAUGCGGAUCCGGUUUCCAGGCAAAACUGAAGAAGAAGCCGAAGCUGUGCUGGAUGAGAUCCUCGACAACUGGAAAUACCAUAAACCAAAGGUGGCUUCCUACUGGCUGGUGAAGUUGGACUCAACCAAACAGCGGAAGGUGUUGGAUAUUGUUCGUACGAAUGUGCGCUCGGUGCUGCAGAGGAUCUGGAGAGAGCCGGAUGUAGAGAAUCUCCAUCUCUAUCGACUUUUUAACCGUGUUUUCAACCGACUGCUCUGGAGCCAUGGCCAGGGCUUGUGGAACUGCUUUUCCAACACUGGUUCUUCAUGGGAGACCAUCUUCAGCAAGAGUAGUGAGGUGGUGUUACCCCAGGAGCUGCAGUGCUGCCGCCGGCUGGUCCAGCUGUGCAGGGACUGCCUGUUGGUUGUCUACAAGUUUGUAUCUGAGUCCCGGGGCUCUCUGAGUGGACUCAGCCCAGAAUGGGAUGACACCAGCUUACCAUUUGCUGCUGGACCAACUUCAACCCAUGGCUCCUCUCCUGCUGCUGUCGCUGCUGCAUCCUCUUCCUCCACUUCUUCCGUCUCUUCGCCCCUCGACGCAGGUACUGGAACGCUGUUAGCAGAAGCUGCCUCACUGCUCUGUCUCGGUGGAAGGUGUCAUAGAAAAGUCUUAGAAAGGUACCUGCUGCCAGUGACCUCCCAGUUCAUUAUGAAGUGGCCUUCGUCCAGCUUUGGCCACAUCUCCUCAGCUGUGCCACGUUCCCGCAGCCUUUUUGCCACCAGGAUGGACCACUUCUGAGGUCACCGUGGCAACCCUGUCUCCUGACACCUCGCCUUUUGACCUCAAUGCCCUGUCUCACAUGAUUUUUACCUAGCCAAACCUAGAUCUUAGUAAUCUCGGCAUGGAUCUGAAUUCUGGAUGCCAAAUCAGGCCUCAAUCUUGCACAGUCGCCUUGUGGAAGAUCAACAAAGCAACACUGGAGGAUUUGGGAUUACUAAAGGGUGUUGCACAGUUUAGUUUAGUUUGGGCCGGACCAGCAUACCACCGGUAUCCUCCAUCUAUUCCUUCAUUCCUUCAACCACAGCAAUAUCAUUCAAUGGGUUCACCUCUUUGUUCUCAUUGUAAUUGCUGUAUCAUAUUUCAUUGUACAGUUACAAGUCAUGGUACUGUAAAAGGAAAAUAAUAACAGAUAUUAAAUAAUGCAAGGAUUAUUUAUUUCUAUACUUAUUUAUUUUGUUAGGUUAUCCCAUGAAUGCAGUGAAUGCUGGUGCAGAAUGCAGUUUUGGAAUAUCAACUAAGCUUUUUUCCUCAUUUGAAUAAGUGGAUGCUGAUUUUUCCCAGCUGUAAUCAAUUAUUUUAUUGCUUUAUUUAGAUUUUAAUUUAUUUCAUAACUUAUAUCAAAGGCUUUAUGUUAAUAACAGUCACUUUAUGUUGUUUUUGCAGUUCAGGUUAAUGGAAAAGAGGUAAAUCAACUCAAAACAUUUUAACUUUUGAAUGCUAAUGCUUCUCAUUUUAGUUGUGUGAUAUUAAGUGCAGCACUAUUAGGUGGCACAAUGUUCAGAAUGUCAUUGUAGUGAAGCCAAGCCUUUUUGCGUUUUAGAGCACGAGCUGACUUGAAUGCCACAGCGUAAAGAGCCAAGCCCUUUCAUAGAGCGACCACUUGUUUCUAAUAUGCACUUUGCAGUUUGUCCCAGAAAGAGAACGCGGCUGCACAUUAGUAGAGUCUGCAUGUCUAGACUUUAGCCUCUUUAGACCCAGAUGUAGUGGUUAGAAUGAAGAGCUGCAUUUGGAAUAUACUUGAAGUUUUGUGUCGUCAUUAAUCACUGUGUCACUGUGAAGAGGACACUUCACUUCAGCAUUUUGUCGUCUUGAGUACAGAUGUUUUAGAGACAACAGGGAUGUGUAUCAUGGUUCAGAAUGUUCAGCACACUGAAUGACUUGGUUCAUUAUCUCUUACGUACUGUAUCAGCAGUGAUUUGCCGGGGAUGAGCAGCUGCAGCCUUUUCUGCCUGCUGCAGGACAGGUACAAGUGCCAGGGGUAUCAUGGAUGUGCCAAAAAUAGGCACAUCUACUACACAUGUUCAGUUGCAUUUUAUUUUAGGCUACAAUGUCACGGCCUUCUGCAGGACCUCACUUUAGAUAUUAAAUGCUGAUAGGGAGAAAUGCAGUGUUAAAUAUUAGUAGUUUACUUGCUGUGUAUAAUUUAAAAGAUGGUAGUCUGUACGGAACAGUACAGUAUGCAUUUUAUAACAGUUUUAACUAACAAGUGUAGCAGCAAUGCUGUGCUAAAACUGCUCAAAUCUCCCUGCAUUUUCAUUUUUUUUCAUGCCAAAAAAAUGUUUUUUUUGCUUUUCAUUUUAUUUGUGUUAUUUUAAAGUGGUUCUUUUUCAUUGGAAGUAUGGGAUUUUUAAUUUAACAUAGCAAUAAAAUGUUGAAACAG
Melanotaenia boesemani (Boeseman's rainbowfish) is the source of this 4968-nucleotide messenger RNA. RefSeq names its product tubulin tyrosine ligase-like family, member 7 (gene ttll7). Bases 360 to 3326 code for a protein of 988 amino acids. Gene Ontology annotation, cellular component: cilium. The transcript has 22 exons. Lineage: Eukaryota; Metazoa; Chordata; Actinopteri; Atheriniformes; Melanotaeniidae. The record is from RefSeq and is a predicted model, not a curated record. Gene Ontology annotation, biological process: microtubule cytoskeleton organization; protein polyglutamylation. Gene Ontology annotation, molecular function: tubulin-glutamic acid ligase activity; tubulin binding.